AUGUUCCCUACGAAAAGGGUGGCAUAUGCCGCUGAAAAUGGCGGCAGAAUACCCCCUCAUGCACGGCUGAGCAAGACUGAGCCCCACCCUGAACAAAUCCAACAGGCCCAUGAGCUCGCUCUGAGCCAACAGGGUCUGAAAAUGGGCCUAAUCAGCUUGUGGGAAUUUUCGGACCACAAUCUUCCAUGGCUUAGCUCCUUGAACCCGUGCCGGCAAUACUGUCUUCCUGCCGCCUGGCUCUCAGACUCGCUUACCACCGCUUCCACUGUUAUCAUUCUUUGGCACUUGUGUUGGUCUGCAUUUCAUGCCAUGUUGGCCUUGCUGAUUCUUCUUCAGAAUUUCAUCACGGGGGAGUUAAUUUUGGACAAUCUCGCCAAGAGAAGGGACCAGCAGAGACUGUAUCAGGCAUUGAUUAUCUAG
Molecule: messenger RNA, 420 nt
Organism: Lindgomyces ingoldianus
Lineage: Eukaryota; Fungi; Ascomycota; Dothideomycetes; Pleosporales; Lindgomycetaceae
Exons: 6
Coding region: 1-420 (139 amino acids)
Source: RefSeq, a predicted model, not a curated record